GUUGUCUCGUGCUACCCCACCGUGGUGGCCUCCACGGACCUGGAGAGCGCCGCCAGCGACCGGGCGGGGCGGCCAGCCGCGCCCUCGGCGGCCCGGCGGGAUCGGGCGCCGCGGGCGGGGGAGCCGCCGGCGGGCGGCGACUUCUGGAGGAUCCACGGCGAGCUGGCGCGCGAGCGCUCCCGCGAAGCCGCCGGCGCGCGCGCCGCCGCGCUGCGCGGCCCCUGCGACCCGGCGCCCCGGUACAAG
This is a messenger RNA of Prorocentrum cordatum, 246 nucleotides long. Lineage: Eukaryota; Dinophyceae; Prorocentrales; Prorocentraceae. The record is from the annotation of a GenBank genome assembly.